Phycomyces blakesleeanus NRRL 1555(-) is the source of this 3733-nucleotide messenger RNA. RefSeq lists its product as hypothetical. Gene Ontology annotation, biological process: protein export from nucleus. Gene Ontology annotation, molecular function: nuclear export signal receptor activity. Lineage: Eukaryota; Fungi; Mucoromycota; Mucoromycetes; Mucorales; Phycomycetaceae. The transcript has 21 exons. Bases 1 to 3507 code for a protein of 1168 amino acids. The record is from RefSeq and is a predicted model, not a curated record. Gene Ontology annotation, cellular component: cytoplasm; nuclear pore.
AUGUCACAAGACGACCGUACAUUAUAUUUUGCUUCACUAUGUGAACAACUCUAUAUUCCAAAGUCGCCUCAAGAACGCGAGAAUAUUCAAAAGAUAUUAGAGUAUUCCUUCCCUACAUUUGCAGAUGAGGCUGGCAGUGGAAUUGCGAUUGGAAUGCCACCAGUUUUGGAUGGCAGGCAGUCAUUUGUCAUUACAUCUCCCACAGACACUGCAUCUGCCCUGAGAGUCCUUUUGGAGAACUCACCUAGUCCCUAUGUACAGACCUUUAGUUUGUCCCGGCUCAAGCAACUCAUCAGUGCCCAGUUUUCUAUUUUUGAUGGAGAAACAAAACUUCAACUCCGUACGUUUUUAUUGGAGUAUGCCUUUAUGCACCCAGAUCUUCAACCAUUUGUAAUCACUCAGCUGGCAAGUGUACUUGCUCUGCUGACCCGUCUGGGUUGGCAAGAUGUAGAGGAGUACAGAAAUGUCCAGCAAGACAUUAACCAGUUUUAUCAAGCUUCUGUGGAUCAUCGUAUCGUUGGCAUGCAAAUCUUGGCAAUUAUAAUUCAGGACAUCAAUGCACCUAGUCCUCCUCGUAAUUCGGCAAAGUUCAGAAAGGCUGCUGGUGGAUUCAGAGAUACACAGCUAUUCAGUAUAUUUGAAUCAGCGUUCGAGACUCUUGAAGGUCUCUUGCAGCGCACAAUACCAUUUGAAAAAGCUGGACAGGAGGAGCGUAUGAGAGAUGCUACAUUAAAUGUAUUGGUUCGGUGUCUCUCCUAUGACUUUGCUGGCACAAGUCUGGAUGAAGCAGGAGAAGACAUUGGUACUGUUCAAAUUCCCGCAACUUGGCGUCCAAUUUAUGAGCGUGACAACUUUUUGCCUAUAUUUUUCACUGCCUACCGUGAAUUCUCGCCUCCUCAUUCUUCAAAGGUGAUGGAAUGUCUUGUCCAGAUUGCCUCAACCCGCAAGGCACUGUUCAGUGUCGAGGCCGAACGUGCAAAGUUUAUUUCGGGCAUGAUGCAAGGAAUCCGGGACAUCAUCGUGACUUCCCAAGGCAUGAACAACACUGACAACUACAAUGAGUUUUGCCGGUUCUUGCAUCGCUUCAGAGCAUCGGCUCCUUUAAAUGAACUGACUGAGAAACAUGAUUAUAUUGAGCUGAUUGAACUCAUUGCUGAUUUUACACUCAAAGCAUUUCAAUCCUGGAAAUGGGCACCAGAUACUGCUUCCUAUUUACUUGGAUUCUGGUCCCGUAAUGUCAACAGCAUGUCAUAUUAUCAGAAAUUAGGAGAGGCUACAAUCCAAAAGUUGGAAAAUAUCACAGUCGAGUUGACCAGAACAUAUGUAUCAGCUCAAGUUGAAUCCGUAGCAACUCGAAUUGAAGAAGGAUUGGAUGAUCCUUUGGAAAACGAAGAUGCUUUAGUAGAGACUCUUGGGAUGCUCGGACAAAUUGCACGAUGUAAAUACGAAGAAUCAAGUGCUGCCCUAGUUGCUGUUUUUGAUCCAAUUGCUCUUCAAUACCAGGAGCUGAUUUCUCAAGCGUCCUCGGGUAUGAGUGGCGAAGAAUUCAAGGAGGCUUUGGAAGUGAUUGAAACAAAAUUUGCAUGGUUGGUCUAUGUGAUUUCUGCCUUUGUUGGUGGAAGACCUGCUUAUUUGAGCUCUGAUGAUUUGGAUGCCAUUGACGGUGAAUUGACUGUCAAGGUUCUUCAGUUGAUGGAAGUUAAUCAGAUACUGCAAAACCAACAUGGUGCGGCCGUGUUGAACCAGAAACUUGAUACCGCAUUUGUGUACUUUUUCCAACAAUUCCGUAAAUCGUACAUUGGAGAAUCCAAUGGAAAGUCUGUCUAUAAAAAGAUGACAGAGAUGUUUGGUGUAAGCGAUCAGGUGACUAUGCUGAAUGUGAUUAUGCAAAAGAUUAUCAGCAACCUGCAAUUCUGGGGUGACAAUGAGCUGGUUAUCCGACGCACUCUUGAACUGUUCAACGAUCUGGCUGGUGGAUAUAGUGCAUUGAAGAAUCUGCGUAAACUCGACACAACCCAACUGAUCUUACAGAACCACAUGUCAAGCGAGUUUGCAUUCUUUGAGAGCGAGAAACAUCGUCAGAACCGGAUGCUGUACUACCAGGUUCUGUGCAAGAUAUUGUUUGCCGAAGAUAAUUGCGAGCGAGAGUUUAUUGAGUUUAUGAAACCGUUUGACUUGCGGUUCAAGAGUCUUGCCAGUCUUGACAGUGUGGAAGCCUUUCGACAGGAACAUGUGCGGAGAGCGCUGCAGGAUCUAUUCCGUGACCUGAGGGGAUUCAUUACACCAAUCCAGAGCCGACGAAACUUUACGUUGUUUUUUGAAUGGUUCUAUCCAGACUAUAUGCCUAUCCUUUUGCGCGGACUGGAGGCAUGGUCGCCCACACCAGUGGCUAAUACUCUCUUGAAAUUCUUUGCCGAAUUUGUACACAACAAGAGUCAACGGCUGAAUUUCGAGAUUUCUUCUCCUAAUGGAAUUCUUAUCUUUCGUGACACCAGCCAGAUUCUAACCACGUAUGGAUCCCGUGUACUGGAGCAACAGAUUACAGACGAAAGCCGGAAAUACCCAUUCAAAUAUAAAGGAAUUUCGAUUUGCUUCACUAUCCUAUCUCGAUGCAUGGGGGGACGAUACAUAAACUUUGGCGUAUUCUGGCUCUACCAGGACAAGGCUAUUGACGAAGCAUUUAGUAUGAUUUUCCAGUUGAUGCUGAGCAUUCCACUGCAAGAUCUCAUGUAUUUUAUGAUAGUUUUAGAAUAUAGAGGGAGGAGACACAAGGGACAGGGGGUGGGGGACAAGGAGAUGUGCUGCUGUGUGCUGCUGUGUGCUGCUGGAUUCCCAAAACUUACAAAGGCAUUCUUCAGUAUGCUGGAUGACUUUACCCACGAGCAAUUCAUGGCCUUACCUAGUCUGUCCCCCGAUACAUUCUUGUACAUGAUGCGUGCGUGUGAGCAAGGGGUAGAAUACACCGAAACAUGGCUGUCAACAAUGUCACCAGCUUUGUGGCAAAGGAGACUGAGAAGGCAGAACUUCUUCAACGGACAUCCCUAUAAUAAUAACGAUAGUAGUAGUAAUAGUAACAGUCUCCUCAGUACAUCCCCUGAUCUGAUGGUUGAUCGCAGACGUUCUUCGGUUGCAUUUCCUUCCACACACUGGCUGAUGGGAUACUUGGUCCAGUUCCCACAAGUUCUGCCCUCGUUGUUUGCAACUCUGUUUGGGCUGAUUUUAUUUGAUGACAAUACAGAGCAGUGGUCUCUUUCACGGCCACUAUAUUCCAUUAUGCUACUCCAAAAAGAGUAUGCUAUAAAAUACACAAGUGAAGUCAUCAAUCGCCAAUUACCCGAGCGUCGUGAGUUUGUUGCAAAGGCCCUGAACAAUCUAAUGGAUGGAAUUAAUUGGAGUUUGUGUGUCAAGGACCGCGAACGAUUCUCUCAAAAUGUAUCGGCUUUCAAGAGAGAACUCAGUAUGAACAACGUGGUUUUGGUACCUCUUUCGCCGCCAAACUACAAUUAAAAAAAAAAUACAUAAAAUACAAAGAACAUAUCAUAUGUAUGUAUAUGCACAACCAAAAAAUAAAUAAAAUAAAAAAUCAACAGUCACACAGCCAAACAGUCAAACAAACAUGAUAUAUAUAGAUAUAGCAACAACAACAAACAUGUGUACUUGUGCUUGUGUUUAUGUUUGUGCUUGUGCUUGUGCUUGUGCUUGUGCUUGUGCUUGUGUUUAUGUUUGUGCCUCU